CCUUGCAUGAUAAAACUUAUUAUGCAUUUGUAUUGUAAUUUAUUAAUUCAUAAAUAUAUAUUGAUGAAACACACACGCACACAAUCAAAAAUUAUAACAUAGAUACUAUAUAACGCGCGCUCUGAUUGGCUAGUUUUCUAUGAAAAAGAAAUGGAUGGAUCAUAGAGAUGGUUCAUGCUCACGUCAUCACCGCAGGGAACAAAAUAUAACUUAAAACUUUUUCCUAUUUUUCUUAAGAACAGCGGUUAAACUUCGUUUUAAAAAAUGGCUAGUAAUAGCCCGAACUUUGAGUUUAACCUUCUAAAUUUUGAAGCUAAUUCUGCGAGGCAAGACGGAAUGAUUAUUGCCGAGAAAGAGGAUGAAAACAAUACCGGAACCAAGACUCGCUUCGCCAACUUAAAUGAGCGGGAUUUGGACAAAAUCAUUGCAGAUAAGACAUCCAAAAAGACAAAGACGAACACUAACUGGUGUGUUUCUACAUUUAAAGCAUGGUACAAAGAGAAAAAGAUUCAGAUAGAGCUUGAAAACAUGACGAUUGGACAACUUGAUGCAAAUCUGAGAAGAUUUUAUGCAGAGGCAAGAAAAAAGGAUGGCGAGACGUACGGCAAGAAGACCCUCCUAGGUAUCCGCCACGGCAUCGAAAAGAUACCUAUAAAUCAGCCACAGUUCUCGAGAAAUCUUAAGAUGUCAACAGACCCAAGGUUUUCAAGAUCAAACUCUAUGCUGGACGCACAGCUUGUUCAACUCAAGAGGUUAGGCAAGGAAAACAGUAAACACAAGCCGACGAUUGAAGAUGAAGACCUUGAGAAGUUGAAAACAUCAGAUUCACUCUCUCUAAGUGGCCCUUUGUCCCUUCUGCGAAAUGUUUGGUUUAAUAUCGUUCUCUUCUUCUGCAGACGAGUUCGUGAAGGUCAGCGAGAACUGCAGAAAUCCAGCUUCAAACUUGAAGUCGAUGCGAGUGGGAGAAAUUAUGUAACGAUGGUUCACGAUGAAGUGUCUAAAAACCACCCAGGCGGCCUUAAAGAUACCAGAAGCUCGGAAAAAUACGCAAGACUGUAUGAGACAGAAAGUCCUAACGAUGGUUAUAAAGCAGUAAAGCUCUAUCUAUCCAAGCUAAACCCAAAAUGCUCAGCAYUUUUUCAAUAUCCCAGCCGAAACUGGGCGCCUUCCAACGACGUUUGGUACGACAACAAACCGCUCGGCAUAAACAAACUUGACAACAUGAUGAGAGAAAUUAGUCAAGCGGCCCAACUUUCAAGAGURUAUACCAACCACUCAGUCCGUGCCACUGCCAUUACCCUCUGGUCAAAUGCUGGAGUCCCUAACCGACAUAUCAUGGCAAUUUCUGGUCACAGAAACGA
Exaiptasia diaphana is the source of this 1361-nucleotide messenger RNA. RefSeq lists its product as uncharacterized. The annotation marks the transcript as partial. Gene Ontology annotation, molecular function: DNA binding. Lineage: Eukaryota; Metazoa; Cnidaria; Anthozoa; Actiniaria; Aiptasiidae. The record is from RefSeq and is a predicted model, not a curated record. The transcript has 2 exons. Gene Ontology annotation, biological process: DNA recombination; DNA integration.